Owenia fusiformis is the source of this 4073-nucleotide messenger RNA. Lineage: Eukaryota; Metazoa; Annelida; Polychaeta; Sabellida; Oweniidae. The record is from the annotation of a GenBank genome assembly.
GGCGGAAGGGGGUACGUGGACUUUGGUUCGAUGCAAGGUGAAUGCAUUAACAAUGCAUCUUGUUGCAGUGACGGUUACACACUCGCACUGUGGUUGAAUGUAACCAUCGACGACAACAGAGCUAAUAUUGCACUUCUUGGCUCCAACCCACUAAAGAUGACUUUUGAAGGUAGAAACUUAAAAGUAUCAAUCAUCACACCAAAGAAGAGGUGGUAUGCGUCAUUUAAGCUAUCAAAUAAGGUCUGGACUCACGUUGUAGUGACAUGGGAGGACGCAGAUGGUCUCACACUUUACGUCAAUGGGUCAGCAAGAGACCCAGUGCGUCGCUGGAAACAUGAAGCGGCAUCGCCGAAUAAUCAAUUCCAUUUUGGACCUCCAGUGGGUAAUGGGAGUGAGAAAGAUAUUAUCCAAGUCGAUGAAAUGCUUAUGUGGAAUGUGAGAAAGACUGACGCUGAAAUAACAGCAUUAUUUGAGACAUACACGGUUCAUAACAACAUCAACAUUCCGAGUUGCUCAUUGGAUGAUUCAUCAACGCAGACAACGCCUCGGUUACCUCCAACUACGACCACAACUACACAAGCUACAACUCCAGCCGAGACAACACGUCCUGCAAUGUCCGGGACUACGCAUACAGAGCCUUCUACAGAUGAGCGUAUAACAGGAGGAUCUACAGUAGCUACUAUUAACGUAACAUACCCUGCACUGGUAGAAGAUACUACUGGGGUGAAUGAAUCUCACCAUAUUCAAAGACGAGCAUCUGGCGAAGAUGAUGUAAUUGCGACUGAUUAUGUCACCGAUGAAUUGGACAACGAAGCGGGCGAUGAGUUACAUGAGAAUGACGAACAGAAAGAGGAACUGUCAUUGAAUGAAUUUCUAACGACAACAGCACACAAUAAGGGGGACCUUAUAUAUAGUUGCAGGUGGAAGGGAACUGAAUGUUCUGCGUCUGAUUUUGAUGUUACAUUGACUGACUUUGGAGUCUGCUAUACUUUCAACCUGGAAGCAAGAAGCGAAUUUGCAGUCAACGAAUCAGCUAAUACCAGCCUUGUAGCCGAUGAAACAGCAACCAAAGUAUAUCAACCAGGCACUAGUAAUGGUCUCAGUCUAAUCAUCAAUGUGGAGCAGUAUGAGUACAUGGUAGGGCCUAGAACAGAUGCAGGGAUAAAGGUUCUUCUUCACAAUCAGUCGGAAGUGCCAAUGGUUACUGAUAUCGGCUUUGCCGUUGCACCCGGGAUGCAUUCCCUUGUUGCCGUAAAGAGAACCGAGUUCUUAAGUCUGUCUAAGCCAUGGGGGACAUGUAGUGAAAAAGAACUGGAUUAUUUCGAUGACUAUACUGUAUCAAAGUGUAUGAUUGAUUGCCAGACGAGAUAUGUUGUGGCGAUAUGUCACUGUAGGGCAGCGUAUAUGCCCCAGAAACACCAUAAUGAGCCGAGGAUAUGCAGUUUGGAAGAAUACUUUGACUGUGUACUGCCUUCCUUACAGAAUAGCACCAAGUUCAUGGAAGUUAAUUGUUCUUGCCCACAGCCAUGUAAGAAAGUAGUAUAUGAGCCCCGACUCUCUUAUGGUGCAAUAUCGAGCUUGAGUGUUAAUAAAUUACUUGAUGAGCGCAACAUCAAGACCACUGAACUAAGAAAUAAAUAUCACGAGGUACUAGAUAUUGUCCAACAUGUAGAUGAAGAAAUUUGGGAAACUGACCAGCACAUGUUUGAAAAUAUCAUUAAUGAUUACAAUCAGCUGGUUGAUUACACUAUUCAUUUCUAUGAUAAGGAUGAAGACAACAAUCAACCGGUGAAUGAAAUUGUGUAUAACGUCCAAUCUGUUAUAAAAACCUAUGUCAGGGAUUUAAAUCUGACGUUUGCAAGACACGAGGAGUUCUUGAGCAUCUACAGUAGGAGCUACAAAACUACAAAUGACACCCUCUAUGAAGUUGCACAUGACUUCCUCGAGUUAACCAGGUUGAUAUUUGAAUCAGAUGGACCCAAAUUAGUAGAGUCGCUUCCUGGACUUACGCCGACAGAUUUAAGUGGAACUAUCCGUAAGAAUGUCCAACAGGCUGCCAGGAAAGGCAAAGACGUUGUCGAUAAACUGUUGGCGUUUAGAGAAGCACUUGAGUCAGGGAGGCCACUAGAUGAACAACUUCCUGAUUAUGAGUUAUCAAUGCUGCCAGGAACCAUAUAUACAUCUUAUUCCAGCGUUGGCGGAACGGUAGAUGAUUUCUUAGCAGAUAUGUGGCAGCUGUUGGAUUUCUAUUUUCCAAACAUUGAUGAAAAACUAAAUCGUAUUACCUCAACCGAUUCGGUUAUUCCAGUAGAGCUUACUGAGAUAUUUAACAGUUUCAACGCUGAUGUGCUGGACAAGAGCAUCAGCAAAUUACUCCAAAGCUUAAAUGACUUUUACAAUAAGAUUCAUGCCAUGAAAAUGUGGUAUGAAAACUCACUAGAGGAGAUCAAGCAUGAAAAUCAAACAUUUUAUGAACGGUUUGUUUUGAAUAGAAACACUCUGUAUGAUCUAGCAAUAUACACAAAAAAUAUUACUCAUCGCAAAGAAACACUUGGGAAAUUGUACGGAUCAUAUACUAAAUCUGAAAUCACCAAACUUAAAUUAGCUGGUGGCUAUUUUUCUGAAUCUAGUAUAAAUGAUGAUAUACUGUACAUUGAAAACUUUGUGUCUUCAUUUAAGACACGUGUUUUGGAGGAACUUUUACGAGAAAUCACGAACAUCAAUGAGCAUCUCACAUUGAAGUACCAAGCAAUAUUAACAAAGCUUGAGGAAUUACAGGUAUAUUAUGACAAAAAAUUCGACUACUCACCAAAAAUAUUAAACAUAUGGAAAACUGUGAAUGCAUUGGGCCUUAUUGAUGAGAAAAAUAUGAACGACAGUGUUUUGUCGGAAAAAAUGGCGGAGCAUUUUCGUACAAGUGUGUCUGCAGAUAUAGCACGGUUCGACACUGGUUUGCAGGAAAAUGAACGUAACUUGAUAGAGAGUCUUAACUUUGCCAAAGAUAGAAUGAAGCUUUAUGUUGCUGCAAGUAAGAUGGACGAGAACUUCGUAACGACAAAUUUCUUAUACAUGGACGUUUACUUUGCUGAAUUGAGUUACCAAAAAGUUGAACAGAAAGAGGCGUUCACUUGGCAAAUGCUCAUCAGUGAAAUCGGUGGAUUUAUGGGACUACUGCUGGGUGCUAGUGUGUUAACAGUUUUUGAAAUUUUGGAUUUCUUACUUUACAACGGAACUAGAAAAUAUUUGAACAGACGAGGAAAUGUGAAUUUGGAAAAUGGAGCAGCGAGGGGAAACAAUAACGAUGGUGCAAACAGGGUAUGAGCGGAAUGGCUUACGGGAACAGGUGGUUCCAAAAUGAAGAACGAGUACCAUGUUGUCCAUAUUGACAUCAAUAUUGUCAUGACAUAUUCCGACAACGUUGUUCACUAUUGAACUCGUUAGGCAUGGUGUAUGCACGACUCCACAUACCAUCGUAUUUCUACUAUGGGAUCUGCAUCGGGUGAAAUGUCAGGCGAGUCAGGGCUAUUUUACGCCGCCAAUGGGGCAUCAGGGGUAUGCAAAACGAUUCCAUGGUGCUGCAGAGUAUUGUUACUUCGUUCACAUAACUAACAAGAACAAUGAGUGAAUUGUGAACUUGUAAACUGGAAUUACGUGUAACAUUUUAUCAUACUGAUGAUACUGAAAAAUGACAGUAGUACCAGCGCAUAAAUCCACAUAUCGUAUACAUGGAUCAUUCCAAAUCAUGUUGAUUGGACAUCCAUGCCAAUUUGUAAUAUGGAUCUAGACCUAAUUAUGUAUAAGCAUCCAGCAAUGUUAUGUAUAUGAGGCCAAGACCUUGAGUGGACCCUCAUCACAAUGGGGUAACCGUUAUAAUAACGACAGAAAAAUCACGAUGAAAGAAAGGGCCAAUUUUAUGUUGCUGUCUGUCGCUUGAUUCACAGAGUUACGAAGUAAUGUCAUUCAAGUAAAAGUGCAAACCUAUACAAAUUAUAUCGACAUGCUUUCUUCGCACUUAGUUGUUCAUAAAUGUUUUUCAUUUUCUUAUUUUCAUUAUGCUCUUAUAUUCUUUGCCA